AUGCACAAGGUUUCUGAGCCCAAAGCCUCAACAGAUAAACAAAAAGACUUCCAAAUUAAGAUAGUCAUCAUACCACAAACUACCAUCUCAUCUGACUGUAAAAUCAUUUUGGUUACUUAUUUGAAUCUUGAAGCUAAAAUCAUGUAUAGAUGUGUGGUUGACAUUCAUAGUCUCUCAACUAGGCAUCAAUUUCACAUACUUGAACUUGAAGUAACUAAGAUGGGAGGUGGAAAGGACAAACAACAUGAGUCUACUGACAAAGGGUUAUUUUCAUUUGAUGGUGGAUUUGGUGCUGGACACUAUCCUGGAUCAUACCCUCCGCAAGGAUAUGGAUAUCCCCCACAAGCACAUCAUGGAUAUCCUUCCUCCGGUGGGUAUCCUCCACCUGGAUAUCCUUCCAAUGGGGGAUAUCCACCAGUCGCCUAUCCAAGUGGAUAUCCCCCAGCCGGUUAUCCAGGUCACUCAGGUCCAUAUCAUUCAGGGUAUGGAUCUAGCAUGGGACUGGGAGGGAUGUUAGCGGGGGGUGUUGCUGCUUACGGGGCUAACCAUCUUGCGCAUGGGGGCCAUAGCCAUGGAUAUGGUUACGGCGGGGGUUACCAGGGCUAUGGUGGUUCUCAUGGGAAGUUCAAACAUGGCAAAUUUAAGGGAAAGGGGAAGUAUGGCAAGCCCUUUGGGGGCAAGUUCAAGAAAUGGAAGUGA
Molecule: messenger RNA, 699 nt
Organism: Prunus armeniaca (apricot)
Lineage: Eukaryota; Viridiplantae; Streptophyta; Magnoliopsida; Rosales; Rosaceae
Source: the annotation of a GenBank genome assembly